This is a messenger RNA of Brenthis ino (lesser marbled fritillary), 1206 nucleotides long. The record is from the annotation of a GenBank genome assembly. Lineage: Eukaryota; Metazoa; Arthropoda; Insecta; Lepidoptera; Nymphalidae.
AUGGCUGCUAACUCCAACGAUCAAAACAAAAAUAGCUUUAACAAACAAAUAAGAUUUUUGCAAAGUAAUCUAGACCGCAGUUACAACUCCACACAUGAGUACCUUCAAUACUUCACAGCCAAUAAAUAUGACAUCGGACUAAUCGCUGAGCCUUAUACGUCGAACACAGGCUCCAUCAAAACCACACCCGGCAUAAAUACCUAUCAAUUUAACACCACAGGCAGAGUCAAGGCUGCAGUCCUUGUCAGGGCGGACCUCGGAGCCACUGUUGGAAUCACCAACUAUUCUUCAUCUAACCUGUCAAUAAUUUACCUCUCAUCUAAAAAAUUUAACCUAUAUAUAGUCAGUAUUUACAUAGAGCCCAAAACAGACGCAGAUGGCACGCUCGAUAAACUUGACUUGUUCCUUAAACAUCAUCCACACUCCAAGGUGGUAAUAGGAGGUGAUUUUAAUGGAUGGCACCAACAAUGGGGAUCGAUUAAAAAUAAUAAACGCGGAAACGACAUCAUGCGUCUGAUCGCCUCAAAUGAUCUUACACUUAGCAACACCGGAAGCGCUCCAACUUUUGAAGCAGUUACCCAUGGCACACUCAGAACCUCAAUAAUAGACCUUACAAUAACCACCGCAAACAUAGCAGAUCUAAUACACAGUUGGGCAGUUAACCCAGAUGCCUGCAUCACAUCCCAGCACAACGCCAUCGACUUUAUAAUAGAACUUAGAAGCAAUAAAAUAAUCAAAAGGAAGAAACAAUCCACUUUCAAGUACACAACUAAAAAUGCCGACUGGGAUAAAUUUAACACCGAACUGAAGCAACUAGUGUCACCUGAAACAGGCGCGCAUACAAGAAAAAUUCUACCAACCACCGACGCAAUAGCUCAACUGAAUCAAGCUAUCAAGCCCAGCUUCCACCUUACGCAAUUUUUAACUGGCCAUGGGUUCCAUUUACAAUAUUUGCACAAAUUUAAAAUAAAAACAACAGACAAGUGCCCCUGUAACAAUGACGACAUUCAAUCAAUAGACCAUAUUUUGAAACACUGCCCGAAAUACAUGAACCCAAGACACACCCACGAAAGCAUCUGCAGAGAAAACAGCACCGAUCCUUAUGACCUAGUUAGAGUAAUUAAAAACCCAGCCUGCCUCCAAUCGUUCCUCAAAUUUGUUGAAAUCAUAUUUACCACGCUUAAAGAAUAUAAUAAGGACGUUCAU